Molecule: messenger RNA, 1374 nt
Organism: Papaver somniferum (opium poppy)
Lineage: Eukaryota; Viridiplantae; Streptophyta; Magnoliopsida; Ranunculales; Papaveraceae
Product: zinc finger BED domain-containing protein RICESLEEPER 1-like
Exons: 5
Coding region: 1-1374 (457 amino acids)
Molecular function (GO): DNA binding
Source: RefSeq, a predicted model, not a curated record
AUGAAAAGUCAAACAGGAAGUAGUGUUGGUGGUCAUUGUGUUCCUGUAAAGAAGACUAAAGUUACCGUUUCGAAAUCCCCGUAUAUGCCGCCUCCUAAAGCUGCCGUUUCGAAGGCUGCAAAGAAGAAUUUGGUUCCGUCACCUACACGUAAACACAAAAGAACCUCAAAGUAUUGGGCUGAAUUUCAAGAGGUAUUGAUAAAAGGAAAAACACACGGAGAAUGCAAGCACUGCAAGAGGAAUAUUGGUGCGGAGAGCAAAAAUGGGACAAGCAGUUUGAGGAAACAUCUAAAUAGUUGUAUGGCGUACAAAGGAGCACAACAGCAAAUUAACCAAAUGUUCUUGAAAGCUAGUGAAACACAAGAUGGGUCAGUAGCUGCUUACAACUUUAAGUUUAACCAAGAAGCAACUCGUGAUUGUAUUGCAAGAAUGAUUAUCUUGCAUGAACUCCCUUUCUCAUUUGUAGAGUACAUUGGUUUUAGAAGGGUGCUGACUUCAUUACAACCCAAUAUUAAACUUGUGAAGCGGAACACUACGAAGUCAGACUGCAUAAAGAUUUAUCAAAUGGAAAAGAAGCAUUUGUACGAGAUUUUUAGUAAGAUUCAGAAGAGAAUUUUAUCUUUUAACGUUGUGGAUGGGCAACACACUGGAGUUAACAUUGCAAAGGUACUGAUAGAGCAGUUGUACAAGUGGAAUAUAGAUAGGAAGAUAGCUUCAAUUACGCUGGAUAAUGCUUCAACUAACAAAGUCAUGGUAAGUGAACUUCUUGCUCAGCUAAAACCAGAUAAUGGAUUACUUUUGGAUGGGGAAUUAUUCCAUGUUCGAUGUUCUGCUCAUGUAGUUGCCAUUAUUGUUGAUCAUGGGAUGCUGCAAAUUAAAGAAGAAAUACAGAAAAUUAGAAAUUCAGUGAAAUUUAUUAGAGACUGGAAGAAUGCAAGUAGUCUUUCAAUUUGCUUGAAGUUCUUUUAUGAAGUCACCAUUCUCUUUUCAGUGAAUAUGAUGAAAAAGUUUGAAAUAUAUUGGCAACUUACUAGUAAAACAUUUGCAAUAGCUUCCAUUUUAGAUCCUCGGUUUAAAAUGAAAUUAUUGGAUUACUAUUUCCCAUUAAUAUAUCCUGGUAACAGCGAGGAGAAGAAGUUAGAAGUUAUGGAAGUCUUGAAAAGAUUGUAUAAUGAAUAUGCAACACAUUAUGCUUCUUCAGCUCAUGUAUACUCAGCAAACAUUUCGACAAAUCAAGUGAACAUGGAAUAUUCAGUUGGUAGUAGUGGUAGUACUUCAUCUUCUCAAAGUUCUUUUACUUCUAGAAGGAAAGGUUUGACGGCAUUUCUGGAAGAAAGUUCACAACAUGACGUUGUUCGCACAGAUAUAGUGUAA